AUGAGGUUUUGGGUAGUGAUGGUGUUAUGUCUGAUGAUGUCCAUGGUGUUAGGAGGCUUGUCUCAAGGGGAUGUUAGUUCCAUUAUAAGUAAAUCCAUGUUUGAGGAGAUGCUGAAGCAUCGUGGUGACGCCAAUUGCCCUGGAAAAGGCUUCUACACUUACGAGGCUUUCAUAACUGCAGCCAAAUCCUUUGGAGGUUUUGGAACAACUGGUGACAUUGUUACCCGUAAGAGAGAAAUUGCUGCCUUUUUGGGACAAACUUCCCAUGAAACUACUGGUGGGUGGGAAACUGCACCGGAUGGUCCAUAUGCAUGGGGAUACUGCUACAUAGAAGAACAAGGCAACCCCCCGGCUUAUUGUGCUGCCAGUCAACAAUGGCCAUGCGCUCCUGGUAAAAAGUACUAUGGCCGAGGUCCCAUCCAAAUUUCCUACAACUACAACUAUGGUCCGGCAGGGAGAGCCAUAGGGGUGAAUCUGCUAAACAACCCAGAUGCUGUGGCAAGAGACCCAGUUAUUUCUUUCAAGACAGCAUUCUGGUUUUGGAUGACACCACAAACACCAAAACCUUCGAGCCACGACGUCAUCACCGGCCGGUGGACGCCAUCCGCGGCAGACUCGGCAGCCGGCCGCUUACCUGGCUACGGCCUGAUCACCAACAUCAUCAAUGGCGGGAUCGAAUGCGGUAAAGGGCCAAAUCGUUGGAUAAAAGACAGGAUUGGUUUCUAUAAGAGAUACUGUGACAUGCUUGGAGUCAGAUAUGGCCCAAAUCUCAACUGCGAUAACCAAAGGCCUUAUGGUGGUUAA
This is a messenger RNA of Ilex paraguariensis (yerba mate), 804 nucleotides long. The record is from the annotation of a GenBank genome assembly. Lineage: Eukaryota; Viridiplantae; Streptophyta; Magnoliopsida; Aquifoliales; Aquifoliaceae.